AGUUAUUCGCUGAGUGAUUUUCUUAUUACUUUACACAGGUUGUUCAUGAGGAAUUUGGUAUUCUUGAAGGUUUAAUGACAACUGUUCAUGCAACUACAGCAACACAGAGGACUGUUGAUGGCCCAUCAAUGAAGGAUUGGAGAGGAGGCCGUGGAGCUGGAAAAAAUAUCAUUCCUAGUUCUACUGGUGCUGCAAAGGCUGUUGAAAAGGUUCUCCCAGAACUUAAUGGAAAACUUACUGGAAUGGCCUUCCGUGUUCCAACUCCUAAUGUCUCAGUGGUGGACCUAACUUGUCGAAUUGAGAAGAGUGCUUCCUAUGAAGAUGUCAAGGCAGCCAUAAAGUAUGCAUCAGAGGGACCACUUAAAGGCAUUCUUGGGUACACAGAUGAAGACGUUGUCUCCAAUGAUUUUGUUGGUGACACAAGGUAUAAUUUCUUUGAUGUGUAUUUUUAAUACAUUUUAAUUACAAUGAUGGAACUAUUGGCAAUGUCAUGCGUAAGAAGUCUGUUUUCAUCUUGCUAAUAUUCUCUUAACUAGUUUUUUUUAAAUAGCCCAGAAAAAUCCAUUGAAAAAAACAAGAUCAUAUUGGGGAAACUAAUAGUAGUUAUGUUGUUAUCUGUUAAAAUCUGUUUUUUAACAUUUGGAUGAUGUAAUUUUUCUAAGCAUAUCCUCUACCUUUACCAUAAUACCUUGUACAACUUGCUUUCCUUUAAUUGCUUACCAAUGGUUAAUUUUGUGGUCUUGCCAAUCAACUAUCUCCCUCUCUUGGUUCUAUAUCCUUUCAUUUCAUUCUUGUCAAUUCAUCUCAUCAAAAGUGAUAACUUUCUGUGUGUGU
Molecule: messenger RNA, 834 nt
Organism: Humulus lupulus (European hop)
Lineage: Eukaryota; Viridiplantae; Streptophyta; Magnoliopsida; Rosales; Cannabaceae
Product: glyceraldehyde-3-phosphate dehydrogenase GAPCP1, chloroplastic-like
Exons: 4
Coding region: 75-452 (125 amino acids)
Molecular function (GO): oxidoreductase activity, acting on the aldehyde or oxo group of donors, NAD or NADP as acceptor
Source: RefSeq, a predicted model, not a curated record